UCUUAGAUAGCCGUAGAUAGACCGAAUUUUGCGAUGUCAGCGAAUGGCAAAUUUAUGAGCGUAGAAGGUAGGUCAAUCAUAGACGCUUGUUACCUGUGAAGGGUUCCUCGUAAAUCUGACGCCGAACGAAGAUAUAGGCUGUUGAAUAAGAGGUGUCUGACGCUGCGCGAACGUCGCGACGCUUCGACAAGGUCGUCUUUCUCCGUUUCGUUUCGCGUGUUCCUUUGACGUACGGGAAUGCCGAAGACAUGAUGACGUAGAGGAAAUGAUGCUCUUUCAUGUGCCCCGGCUGCGAUUAACGAAUAAUUUAUUAUUUGGGUUCAUCGUCAGGCUAUAGAUUAUGCGCAGACCGUAGUCAGAGGUCGUAUCCGUGGCAACCCAACACCACGCCUACUCUGUUGUCGACAACAACCAAUCAACGAUGAGAGCGUAAUAGGACGGCUUCCGUGAUUGGUCGGUUUCGAAGAAACGAGUUCAUUACUGUUCUACGUUUCCCGUUGAGCUAUUCGUUUGUAGCUAUCCGUGUAGAAGCCUGUUGUGAAGAAGCAGCGUGUGGUCCGUUGGUAUCGUGAGUGAUUGGUCUGUUUCGAAACGAGUUCACGACUGUUAACGUUUCCCGUUGAGCUACCCGUUUGUAGCUAUCUGUUUAGAAGCCAACGAUGCCUGUUGUAAAGAAGCAGCGUGCAUUCCGUCGGUAUCCUGAGCGGGAAGGCUUCAGCCCCGCUAGGGGCUUUUGCCUAGUCGAUUUGUCUGCCCUUGCAAAGGAGCUAUUCACUAGAAGCCUUUGCAGAAAGUGCGGGAAGGGCCAACUAGCUUUGAAAGUUGGCCAGAACAAGAAGGGCUUCGCUAUUCCGCUCUUGUUUCAGUGUUCUAAUCGGUGAGAACGUGACGUAAUGAAUUUAUCUUGUCGUGUCUAAUAUAACAUGUCUUGUGCAGGUUUUGCGGAGUUGACGUGCGUACUGGUGUCUUGACGUACUCCUCCGCAAGGAUAGGGUCUGAUACUGGACCUUUUGAAGUGAAUAGAAGAGUAGUUUUGGCUGCUCGAGAGGUAGGAUGCGGCCACGCUUCGCUAGAGGUACGUGAUAGUAAUCUACCGCUUGUCUUCACUAUCAUAAUAGAAUUGUGUUUCUUGCCUUGUCUAGAGGUUUUCUGCUGUUGUCGGUCUGGUGUCUUGUUUGAGCGACAACCUGUUUACGAGUCAUCUAAAAGCUGUGAAGGAUGUAGCAGUUGCUGUGGCACAGGAGAUGUCUAACGCAGCGAAACAAGUCCGCGUCAACACAGAGCCUGCAGUUGUAAUUCCUGAUCUUGACAGUACUGACAGUGGCGACACAUCUGAAGGCGAGGGUUUUGCUGGCCUUGAGACUGUCGAGGGUCUGGUGGACAUUGCCGUGUCUUGUGAUGGGUCAUGGCAGCGACGUGGACACCAGUCACUCUACGGUUUCGAGUCAUGCAUUGCUGCCGAUACAGGGAAGGUGAUAGACUACGCCAUUCAGUCUAAGUUUUGUUCCUCCUGCCAGUCCCACAACACCUGGGAUCCGACGUCUGAAUUAUACAAGAGGUGGAAGGCAGACCAUGCUCCUAACUGUACCAUCAAUUUUACAGGAUCAUCAGGUAGCAUGGAGUCGUAUGGUGCUGUCACAAUGUGGAAGAGGUCCAUAGCCGUCCACAGUCUGCGAUAUACCACAUUUAUUGGCGAUGGUGACUCCUCCUCUUUCAAGAGUGUAGUCGAGAGUGCUCCAUACAACGUCCCUAUUACUAAGAGCGACUGCAUCGGUCACAUUCAAAAGAGGAUGGGAAGUGGGUUGCGUGUGAUAGUGGGCAAGAACAAGGAGGUUGAGUGUAUGUUGAAGAAUGGCAAGAUAGUGAAAGGGAUUUCUGGCCGUGGGCGACUCACACUGAACAUUAUAAACAAAAUACAAAAUUAUUAUGGCCAGGCUAUUCGUAACAACAUAGGAGACUUAGAUGGCAUGGUGAAGGACAUCAAGACGAUCUUGCGGCACUACUCAGACGAGCAUGAUACGUGUCCAGCUGAUGUCACUUCACGGUGUAAGUACCAUACGAACAGAGACAAAUAUAAGCCCAAACAGCUUCCGGAAGUGGUGUUAGAGUUGAUGGCCCCGGUCUUUGACAGACUAUGUGCUGUGCCUCUUUUGGACAGGUGCCAGAGAGGCGACACACAGAACUCAAAUGAAGCUCUGCACCAUCUGCUUUGGAAGAGGGCUCCUAAACACAUGUUUGCCUCCCCAGAGAUCAUUAAACUGGCUGCUGCUUUAGCUGUGUUGCAGCGAAACUGUGGCUCUGGUGGGCUGCAGAAGAUACUCUCCCGGAUUGGAUUGGAUCCAACCGUGUCAACUUCUCUGUUUGAGAAGAUAGAUGCAAGAAAGGAGGCCACCAUCGUAUCAUCUCGGGUCAGUACUAAAAAGACCAGACGAAAGGUCCUGCGUGGCCUCAAGAAGAGAAAAGCCGACCAGCUAAAAGAGAAGGAGGCACCAUCAUAUGAGGUUGGCGCAUUUGAUGCCGAUCCAGAUGCUGCAGGUCCUAGUCGCGGUCGUGGCCGAGGACGUGGUCGACGACGAGGAUGUAGAUGUAAGAGCAUCUACCUCUAAUGCUACUCUUACUAGCAGUGACACUUACCCCGAUGUUGGCCCAUCUUCCAGCAAAGGUUGGGGAAGACAAAGGCAGCCAUGCCAUCUUCCAGCAGAGGUCGAGGGAACAGAAAGGCAGCCAUGCCUGCAUCCGCAUCUGUCUAAAAAAACAGUUGGACGUUUGUUCCUCCUCCUCCUCCUCCUCCUCCUCCUCUCCUCUUCCUAAACUCUGUAUUCAACCUCGUCUCUCUCUCCCCG
This is a messenger RNA of Corticium candelabrum, 2843 nucleotides long. RefSeq lists its product as uncharacterized. NCBI's taxonomy places the organism in Eukaryota, Metazoa, Porifera, Homoscleromorpha, Homosclerophorida, Plakinidae. Bases 1245 to 2606 code for a protein of 453 amino acids. The record is from RefSeq and is a predicted model, not a curated record. The transcript is spliced from 7 exons.